Dryobates pubescens (Downy woodpecker) is the source of this 1086-nucleotide messenger RNA. It is a transcript of the gene BDKRB1, whose product is annotated as bradykinin receptor B1. Gene Ontology annotation, biological process: immune response; response to mechanical stimulus; G protein-coupled receptor signaling pathway. Gene Ontology annotation, molecular function: bradykinin receptor activity. The record is from RefSeq and is a predicted model, not a curated record. NCBI's taxonomy places the organism in Eukaryota, Metazoa, Chordata, Aves, Piciformes, Picidae. Gene Ontology annotation, cellular component: membrane. Bases 1 to 1086 code for a protein of 361 amino acids. The transcript has a single exon.
AUGACAGAAAUUCCUCUACUGACUGUUCCCUCUUCAAACCAGAGUGAAAACAAGAGCAGCCCAGCUAUCUGCCCUGACUUGAAUGACUGGUGGGAUGUUGUGUACUAUAUAAUACCCAAUUAUAUCGACACCAUCUGUGUUAUUGGUAUGCUUGGAAAUGUAUUUGUACUCUUCACUUAUUUACUGCACAAGGGUCCCCUGAAAAUAGCUGAAGUCUACCUUAUGAACUUAGCCAUUGCUGAUCUCAUCUUCCUCACUUGCCUCCCUUUCUGGGCAAAGAACAUCAGGAAUGGCUUUAACUGGCCAUUUAGCAAUUUCCUUUGUCGCAGCACCAGUGCAUCCAUUGGCCUGAACAUGUACACCAGCAUCUACUUGCUGGUGGCAAUCAGUGUGGAUCGCUAUUUGACUUUUGUUCAUACCUUGAACCACCGGAUGAUACGGAGCAAAACUAUGGCCAAAGGGAUCUGCUUGCUCACCUGGUUCUUCGGCAUCCUUCUCAGUGUCCCAGCUUUUGUGUUUCGGACUGUGAAAUAUUUUCCUGAGUGGAAUAUUUUAGCAUGCUCUUUAGACUUCCCCAGCCCAUUGUGGGCAACUGCUGAAAGACUCCUGUUCAACAUUGUGGGGUUUGAUUUGCCAACUACAGCAAUCAUCUUCCUUAAUUUCACUACCAUUUGCUCCCUACAAAAAAAAGCAAGAGAACAAAAAGCACUCAGAACAAGAAGUUCUAAGGAGCACAAAGGCACAAAGGCUACCAGGUUGAUCUUCACAGUAGUCCUGAUGUUUCUUUUGUGCUGGACUCCUUACCAUUUUUUUGUAUUCCUUGAUAUAUUAUACCGGACAGAAGUGAUCAAAGGCUGUUUCUGGGGAGAGCUACUCAACUUUGGUGAGCAGUUUGGUUAUACUCUGGCUAUUACCAACAGUUGCAUUAACCCUGUGAUUUAUGUCUUUGUUGGGAAAUACUUUAGGCAAAAGGCUCUGGAAGUUUUUUCACAGUUUAUUCCCUGUGGAUUUCACUUGAGAUGGGUAUCGUUCAAAGAAAAGUCUUCAUAUUUCAACAUGUUUACAGUCAGGAGUAGUUCAACCUAA